UGCGCAUUCAUGUGACACACUUCGUCGAAUACGGAGGUUUUAUUACUAACUUCUUCAACGAAACAGUUUAAAAGGACUUUCUCAACAAAUCGGACGUUUUGAUCUGUGUGAUUUUUAUUGAGUUUUAAAAAGGAAAUCGUCAAAAUGGGAAUGAUUUCUCGAGUGCGCGGACGCAUACGUAGUGACUCCUUCUCGAAGUUUCACACGCUGAAAUCAGAGGACAAAAUCGCUAACAUCGUAUGGCUGUUAUCAGUCGUGCUGCUGUUGCCGUAUUGGGCCCCGCGGGGCCUACUCCUUGCCUUGGGUGGGGCCUGGCUGAUGGCAGCAUACACCUGCCUGGUAGUGCCUGUGCUCAUCUCCGCCAACUAUCGCUACCCGGCGCGCUGGUACCCUGCCGUCGUCAAUCUUGCCCGAAGAGCGGCAAACAGACUGCGCGCGCCGGUCGCGUGCGUGUUGAGUGUGUUGAGGGCUGUGUACGCGCCGCUCGAGCGAGCUGAAAAGCUGUUCAUACAGAUGAACAAUCUAUCUACCAUGAUCAGCCAGUUGCUGAUCUUCACGGCGUGCGACCGUCUGUUCGUGGCGCAGGGUCGGCUGACGUCACUGUACUCGCUUAUGUUCUACAACGUGAUCACCUACUCCGUCAGCUACGUGCGCGAGAUCUGCACCAAGGAGGACUGGUCCCCUUACGUCAACGUCACGCGCCACUCCCGCGUCAAACACCUCGCCAUGUCCGCCACCAAGAUCGUCCUCGAGUGGACCAAAGCCGUCACCUUCAUUGUCACCAUUACCUUCAUCCUCCUCACCUUAGGACUCGAACAAGGCCUGGAGCACUACCGCCCCACAAUCCUCUACACGAUUAUUACAGGAACCUACUAUUUACUAUCAGAAAGAACGUUCCUGGAACUUUGGCCGACAGCGUUAUCGGCUAUGAAAAUUGAAAGCUUAGAAAACAUGGAGGCAUUGUACAGCGGUUUCUGGGCGCGAGCUGUGACGACGAGCUUGGCUGUGCCGUUAGUGCCAGUACUAGUUUGGUACGAGAGGUGGCGGCUAGCGUUCUUUGUAUUCUACGUAUGCGUGUUCGUCCACGGGAGGUAUAGACUUGGCGAGGCGCUGGGGAAGCUGAAUGAAGCUCGUGGGUCGCUAGCGAGAUUCCGCCGCGCGACGCCAGAGGAGCUGUCUACCCUGGAGGACGUGUGUGCUGUCUGCCUGGGCAGCAUGCGGUCGGCGCGGGUGACGCCCUGCGCCCACUUCUUCCACGCAGACUGCCUGCGACGAUGUCUCGCCGCCUCGGACCGGUGUCCCAUAUGCAUCAGACCAUACGUGUUCUGCUGAUGUUAAAAAAUACGACUUAUCGAUAAAGACUGUUCGGAUUCACGAUGGGUCAGUCGGGAAUUCGAUGUUCGUUUUCGAAUUGUGCUCGACUGAGUGUUGUGAUGGCCUGACGAAGGCGCUAAAUGUUAGAGUAAGCUGCAUGACACAGUAUUUUUUAAUUUUUCAUUGUAUCUGCCUGCCUAGUAACCCACUGAAAGCUUUAUUAGGAUGUAAAUAUUAAUUAUUAAUAGGAGCACUGUAGUUUUGUCGUAGAAUAUUGUUCACAUUGUCGUACUUAAAUGUAAAUAGUUUUAAAUUCUAACCGAUAAUUUUAUAAAAUUGUAUUAGUUACUAAGCUGUAGAACCCAAAUCAUUAUUCUGGGGUCCAAAUAAAUACCGUAUUUUGUAAGGAAAACUGAAUAAAAUUAAUUUGAAGUAGGUA
Messenger RNA from Pectinophora gossypiella (pink bollworm), 1753 nucleotides. RefSeq lists its product as uncharacterized. The coding region runs from base 145 to 1332 and encodes 395 amino acids. Gene Ontology annotation, molecular function: ubiquitin protein ligase activity. Gene Ontology annotation, biological process: ubiquitin-dependent protein catabolic process; protein ubiquitination. The transcript has 4 exons. Gene Ontology annotation, cellular component: cytosol; ubiquitin ligase complex. The record is from RefSeq and is a predicted model, not a curated record. NCBI's taxonomy places the organism in Eukaryota, Metazoa, Arthropoda, Insecta, Lepidoptera, Gelechiidae.